Ilex paraguariensis (yerba mate) is the source of this 1787-nucleotide messenger RNA. The record is from the annotation of a GenBank genome assembly. Lineage: Eukaryota; Viridiplantae; Streptophyta; Magnoliopsida; Aquifoliales; Aquifoliaceae.
CCAAAAGAUAUCUGAACAGAAAGAGAGGGAGAAUGGAGUCUAAGGCCUGUUGGGUACUUUUCUUCUCUCUCCUCCAUUUAAGUUUUGUAGCUGACAGCUAUGGGAAGACACAAAGUGAAGCACUUGGCCACCUCUACAAGGCCAAGAUGAUGAAAAACUGCACCAUUGACAAGAGCCAUUUCAAGCCAAUUGAUCACCAUGUUCAUGGGGCCAAAGUUCUUCUUCCUCAGGAGGGUUUGAAAGAGAGAGACAGAAUUGAGAGAUUGCCUGGACAACCACAAGUUGGGUUCACACAGUAUGGUGGAUAUAUCACAGUCAAUCAAUCUGCUGGUCGAGCUUUCUAUUAUUACUUUGCUGAAGCUCAUCAUUCUAAGCAGUCUUUGCCUCUUCUUCUUUGGCUUAAUGGAGGUCCUGGUUGUUCUUCUCUAGCCUAUGGAGCAAUGCAAGAGCUUGGACCAUUCCGAGUCCACAGUGAUGGCAAAACCCUAUACCAAAAUAAAUUUGCAUGGAACCAUGCUGCAAAUGUUUUGUUCUUGGAGUCUCCGGCCGGAGUAGGGUUUUCAUACUCCAAUACAACGUCCGAUUUCACGAAUGGUGGAGAUAGAAAGACGGCUUCAGAUAAUUAUGUUUUCUUAGUGAAUUGGCUCGAGAGGUUUCCUGAGUACAAAAAUAGAGACUUUUACAUAUCAGGCGAGAGCUACGCAGGACACUACGUACCUCAACUCGCUCAUACUAUUCUAUACCAUAACAAGGAGGCCAAUAAGACUAUCAUCAACCUCAAAGGGAUCAUUAUUGGAAAUGCAGUGAUCAAUGAUGAGGCCGAUAAUAAAGGAAUGUACGAUUACUUUGCGAGUCACGCUCUCAUUUCGGAUGAAACUUCGUAUCAAAUUCAGAAAUAUUGUGAUUUCUCUCCCAAAGCCACCACAGAGUCCGAUGAGUGCAAUAACGCCUCUAAUGCGGCCGACAUCGAUGUUUCCGACAUUAAUAUCUAUAACAUCUAUGCUCCUUUGUGCUUUAACACCAAUCUCAGCAUCAAACCCAAGAAAGCUUCAAUUGGAAAUGCAGUGAUCAAUGAUGAGACCGAUAAUAAAGGAAUGUACGAUUACUUUGCGAGUCACGCUCUCAUUUCGGAUGAAACUUCGUAUCAAAUUCAGAAAUAUUGUGAUUUCUCUCCCAAAGCCACCACAGAGUCCGAUGAGUGCAAUAACGCCUCUAAUGCGGCCGACAUCGAUGUUUCCGACAUUAAUAUCUAUAACAUCUAUGCUCCUUUGUGCUUUAACACCAAUCUCAGCAUCAAACCCAAGAAAGCUUCAGUAAGGAAUUUCGAUCCAUGCACUGACUAUUACGUGUAUGCUUAUCUCAAUCGGCCUGAUGUUCAAGAGGCCCUCCAUGCCAAUGUCACCAAAAUCCAUUAUGAUUGGGAACCAUGCAGUGAUGUGAUCAAGAAGUGGGAAGACAGCCCAUCAACAAUGAUACCACUCCUAGAAGAGUUCAUGGAGAAUUGCCUUCGAGUGUGGAUAUUUAGUGGUGAUAUAGAUGGAAGGAUACCAGUGACUUCAACCAAGUAUUCCAUUAACUACAUGAAGCUUCCUGUGAAAACUCCAUGGCAUCCUUGGCUACUCAAUGGAGAGGUUGGUGGGUACACACAAGUCUAUGAAGGAGACCUAACAUUUGCUACUGUAAGAGGGGCUGGACAUCAGGUUCCAAGUUACCAGCCAGCAAGAGCUCUUUCUCUUAUCUUGCACUUCCUUGCUGGGACACCUCUUCCUAAUACUUCAACAAAUUGA